AUGCAGCGAAUUUACAUAUUAACAAAAAUAUUUAACAUUCUCAGUCUGCAAAAACACUACAAAGCAAAAAUGAGGUUUAUACAGAGUUUUUGGUUGAGUAUUAUUAUUCACGUCCUAAAACUAACCCUAGUUAAGGCGGUUUACGAGGAUGAAGCUUACAUAACGGACUGGCAACUACAAAACAUUGGUCACUAUAAUUGUAUUAUGGAUGACCCCCCAAAUAAUAGAUUCUUUGUUUUAUCUGCCAGUGACCAGGAUGAUGAAUUUUCUAAAUUAUCAGUUAUUAACCAAUUGACUGGGGAGGUUAUCUUAAGAACCAAUUUGAAGUAUAAGAUCGUUGAUUCAAUGAUAGAUAUUAAUGAAACAAUGCUUGUUUUAAAGGAUAAAAGUGGUAAGUUUAUAAGUUUUAACACUGAAACAUUAUUUGAGAUUGAAAUACUGAAUGAAUUUGAAAAUUUUAAGACUUCUUGUACUGAGUUUGACCCAAAAUUACAGCAUAAUAUCAAAAUUAUUGACAACGAGAUCUUAUUCGUUGAAGAUGCAAAGGAUACAUUACGUAUUACAUUACCACCCAAAUUUCAAAAAAUUGAAUUCUUAUCUACAGAUAAUUCUACUAAUUUGAAAGUCUUAGCUGCCACCGAAGGAGAAAUAUAUUACUAUUAUUCAAUUGUUGAUAAUAAGUUGAAAACUACUUGGACUAAAGAUGAGUCUAUUGCAAAUAUAGUUGACUACGUUUUUAUUGAUAUUAAAUCUACUUCAUUAGAUUCAGUUGCUGAACAAAUAAAAUAUGAAACAAUGUCUUCCAGUAUUUUCGAAGCUUAUUUGGUAAGAAUCUCUAAAAAUUUUAAUAGACUAUCGAAAUUUCUAAAGGAAAAUAAUUAUAAUCCAGGUCAGAUCUUAACAAAACUAAUUACUUUUGAUAAUGAUGAUGAUGAAGCACAAUAUUUGAUAGAACAAGAUAUGAAGUUCGGAUUUUUAAAAUCGUUAACUGUUGUAGAUUCAAAUGGCAGAAUUAGUGCAAUUGAUGUAAUGAAAGGGUUAGCUAUUUGGAAUAUUGAAACAGAACUGAACAAUGUAAUUGCCAUGGAAUUCAAUGAGUCAGAAGGCAAUUUGUAUGUUUUUGCUGCCAAUGGUUUAUAUAAAUCCUAUAAAAUUUCUAAUGGUAUGCUAAUGGGUAAAUCAACUGAAGGAACUCUAAGUAAAAAUAUUUCAGAUGAUGUAAUAGUUGAAAAAUUAGAAAGAUUAGGCAAUUCAAACCUGUAUUAUGUUAAAAUUUCACAAUCUAAUGAAAAACUAGUUGUCGAUUUAUCAAAAAAAAAGGGAGUUGAAGACACAAAUAAUAUAGAUAAAGAUGAGAAUACAAUUUAUAUUUGUGAUCAUGAUUCUCAAGGAGUAUACGGCUAUAUUAUUAAUCAAAAAUAUCAGAUUAAGCAAUCUUGGAAACAUAAUUUAAACGAAAAUGAAGAAUUAAUUUCUUUCGCAACUAAGGAUACUGAUCCUAUCGUAAAUAUUGGUGUUAUAUUAGGCGACAGAUCUGUUCUUUAUAAAUAUUUAUACCCAAACUUAGCAAGUUACAUCAUUCAUAACAAUGAUUCCAAUCAACUUAUUUUAAAUGUUAUCGAUACUAUUACUGGUGAAAUAUUAUAUUCUCAAGUGCAGAAUGAUGUUUUUGAUUCAACUUCUCCAGUUACAAUGGUAUUUGGUGAAUAUUGGAUAAUUUAUUCUUAUUUCAGUAAUGAACCAAUUCCAGAGCAAAAAAUAGUUGUAGUUGAAUUAUAUGAAUCAUUAAUACCAAAUGAAUCUAAAUCUAAUUCAUCAAUGACAAUCGAUCCAACUGAAGGAAUAUUUAAACCAUCUGCAAUUACUGCUGCAUUCUUUUUUCCGGAACAAAUUAAACAAAUGGCUUUGUCACAUACAAAGUUUGAUAUUACAACUAAGGCGAUAUUGCUUGAGUUAGUAAAUGGCCAAUUGACAUAUUUACCUAAGAGUAUAUUAAACCCUAGACGUAAACCAGAGGAACUAAUGACAGAUGCAGAUAAGAAGGAAUUCAUGGCGGCUCCUUACAUUCCAACAUUGCCCAUUAAUGAUCAUUUUGUUAUUUCUCAUUUUAGACAGAUCUUAAGUGGGAAAAAUGGAAAGCUUGUUUCUGUUCCAACUAACUUAGAAUCCACUUCAAGUGUUUGUUUAUUAGGAUAUGAUUUAUUCUGUACAAGAAUAACACCAUCAGGCCCAUUUGAUGUUCUAAGCCCAACAUUUGAAAAAUUUAAUCUAUUGGGUACAGUUAUUUUACUAGUUACACUUUGCCUUUUCUUGCGUCCAUAUGUAGCUUCGAGAAGAUUAAAGACUGCUUGGUUCGUUAGAGGAUAG
Messenger RNA from Henningerozyma blattae CBS 6284, 2367 nucleotides. RefSeq names its product Emc1p (gene EMC1). The coding region runs from base 1 to 2367 and encodes 788 amino acids. Lineage: Eukaryota; Fungi; Ascomycota; Saccharomycetes; Saccharomycetales; Saccharomycetaceae. The transcript has a single exon. Gene Ontology annotation, cellular component: EMC complex. The record is from RefSeq and is a predicted model, not a curated record. Gene Ontology annotation, biological process: protein folding in endoplasmic reticulum.